This is a messenger RNA of Oncorhynchus mykiss (rainbow trout), 2159 nucleotides long. RefSeq lists its product as uncharacterized. NCBI's taxonomy places the organism in Eukaryota, Metazoa, Chordata, Actinopteri, Salmoniformes, Salmonidae. The record is from RefSeq and is a predicted model, not a curated record.
UUCUAGAAACGUUCAUACGCUUGCGUGAGGCGCGUUGCUGCUGGACAAGGACAUUGGGAAAUGGAAUGACAUUUGUGUAACGUUUGAUAACUUCCAAUUUUGUAACAUUACGUGGGAAAUAAAAGUAAAGUACCUGACUUGGAGGAUUAUCAUCUGGUCCUUGCUAAACUGACUCAUCGCAAUUUCUAUCCAAUCCGCUUCUGACACAGGUUUCUUAUUUGGGAUUGAGAGGGGACCAAGAAGAUAAAGAGCUGGUCCUUCCUUUGGGUGGCUGUAGCAUGAUGGUCUGGUGACUGUCUGGGGUGUCCCCUGGUGACUGGGGUUACACCCUACCCCCUGUCUUGAAUGGCUGCAUGUAGAGGGGCCCUCGCCUUGUGGGCGGGGUGUGUGAGGAGCCAUGGCAACAGGCAACCAGUCAAGCAACAGUGCUGGAGUCUUGCACAGGCGCUGGAUGUGCAGUGGAGUGGACAGAUUCGGCCUCUCAGCAGCGCGUCAUGGGCCCUGGUUCCCCCCAACAGUCUGAGGUACCAGAACAUCAAGCAGCCAUCCCUGUCACACCCCUUCCACCAUGCCAGCCACAGCCAGAUGCCCCCGGGCCUGGACGAGGACUGGGAAGAGACUGUCAGCCUGUGUGUGCUGGUGCGGACUGUCCCUGGGGAGUGUGAUGACCAGCACACCCUGGUGGAGGUGCCUCUGUUUGGGCAGACUAAACUAAGUGAGAUCCUUGCUCCGAGAGGAGUCAGUAGGCCCGUGGAGUUCCUCUUCCCCAUGACCACUGUGGAUGGGAGCCGAGAGGAUGACAUCAGCGUUGGGAAGAUGAACAAGGGAGAAUGGCUGCAUGAUGAUGCAGAAAAGAGGGAGAGAGGAUCGUUCCGAAGGCUGUUUGAGACGGAAGGAUGUCCUGCUCCAUUUAUGUAUGGAUCCAGGUUUUACUGCUUCCACUGUCCUGGAAUGGAGCCGUUACCUGGUUACGGGGACAAAUCGGGCAAUAUGAUUGGACUAGAGAAAGAGUUGUUGCUGUUCCACACCUCUCUGUAUAGUAGCUACACCGAGAGAGAGACAGUGGAGGGGGGACACAGCGACAAAGAGAGGGAGGAUGAGGAGAAACUGGCCUUGAUGUAUGAAAAGCUGAGGAUUGAGCUUCCAAGUUUUUUUGUGAAGAGUCAUGACUACACCAUGUACACAAAUGAUAUCGAGUUCGUCAACUGUAUUCUAAAUGCCAAGACCAGGGGCAGAGUUCUGUACCAGCUGAGCCUGUCUCUGUGGAGGCUGCUGUGUCUCUGUUACUAUGCUGAGGCCCGGUUAGAGGUACUGAAACUGACUAAGCACCCAGAGGACAGGACUAUCAAGGCCAGGUGGAGGGUCAGAGGACUGCCCUUCCUCUCUCUGCUGCUGAGAUUCUACCGCAAGGACAAAACUGACCUCUACAGGUCAUAUGAUGCGUUCUCCACCUUCUACCUUGGCCAUGAUGGACUCAUACACUGUCACAAAGUGGAAAAAAUGAUGAAGGCCCAGCCGCCCAUCCUGCCCAGGGUGACCACUCUGUUAGCGGGGGCCCUUGUGGCCCUGGGGGUCCAGGAGCACCGGCCGGCCCUCAACCUCCUGCCCCCCCUGCUCUCCUCCCUCCGACAGAGCCGAGACUGAGAGAAAGGAGGGUCUAGAGGAAGGAGCAUGUGUGUACCAUGAGAGGGGAAACGUGAUCAAUGUUGUCCAGAAAAACAACUUGUUUAUCCCUGAUCACCCGUACAAUCUCCCCCUAUUGUGCGCCUGCUCUGGGGGAAAUGUUUUAAUUAAAAUAAACCUUUCCAAACCCGUUCUCUCUCUGGACUCCCACAGCAUUCAAAUAGCCGCUAAUAUUUUAGUUCAUAUGCAAUCCAGAACUUCAGUUUAUCCAAUAAGUUGAGUUGGUACCUUGAUCAGUACCCUGUUAACGCACAAACAAAUGAUCGCACGGCACUGAGUGACUGCUUGUGGGAUGUUGAACCUCUCUUUGGGCCUAAACGCUCACCAUGCACAUAGCCUGCUGCUCAUAAAAGUAUCUGCUAAAUGGCAUAUAUUAUUGGACAACCCUAUUUUCACUACCUUACAUGAAGACACUGUUAAAUGCAAAAAAAAAAUUGAAGACAUGCAAGCUUAGUAUUAAAGUUAAAUUGAGUCAU